GCAUGACAGACGUGUUCCUCAUCUCCCUCAUCACCGGACUCUUCACUUACUGGUUCUUCUUCCGCAAGAAAAAGGAGGAACUCCCCGACCUGCCCAAAAUGCAAACAGUAUGUUGCAGUUUCUCAGGACUGUGUGGAUCCACUUGGUAACUUCCGAAGCCCCACCACGAGGAUCCGAGGGGACAGGACCACUCCUGCUAUGACCCGUGCCGGGACCUUUUGUGCCGGCUCUCUUCUCCUCAACAAAAGGCUGACGCUUGGCUUUAGCGCCCAGGAGGAGCAGAAUGGGAAGGCCUGUGUGGCUCCAGAGCUAAGUUAGAUCCGUCCCCCCACACCUCCCCUUGCAGACACAGCUGCCCUGGGACUCUUUGUCUGCCUUCUCCCUGCCCAGCAUGGGCUGCGUGUACUCGGCCCCGCGGGAAGAGCCGGCCGUGGCCAGAGUAGCUCCAGUGAGAGACAGCAGCUUCAUUGAGAAGAUGAAGAAGACGGGCCGAAACAUUGUGGUUUUCUACGGUUCCCAGACGGGCACAGCAGAGGAGUUUGCCAACCGUCUCUCCAAAGACGCUCAUCGCUACGGCCUCCGGGGCAUGGCAGCGGAUCCGGAGGAGUAUGACCUGUCGGACCUGAGUCGCCUCUCGGAGAUUGACAAGUCCUUGGCUGUGUUCUGCAUGGCCACCUAUGGAGAGGGGGAUCCCACGGACAAUGCCCAGGAUUUCUACGACUGGCUGCAGGAGGCCGACACCGACCUCUCGGGUCUGCGGUUUGCAGUCUUUGGGCUGGGGAACAAGACUUAUGAGCACUUCAAUGCCAUGGGAAAGUAUGUGGACAAGAGACUGGAGGAGCUCGGAGCCCAGCGCAUCUUUGAGCUUGGGCUGGGAGAUGAUGAUGGCAACCUGGAAGAAGACUUUAUCACCUGGAGAGAGCAGUUCUGGCCGGCAGUCUGUGAGCACUUUGGGGUGGAGGCUACAGGAGAAGAGUCCAGCAUCCGCCAGUAUGAGCUGGUGGUGCACACGGAUGUGAACAUGAACAAAGUCUACACGGGAGAGAUGGGCCGACUCAAGAGCUACGAGAACCAGAAGCCACCGUUUGAUGCCAAGAACCCCUUCCUGGCCAAGGUUACAGAGAACCGCAAACUGAACGAGGGUGGAGAGCGGCACCUGAUGCACCUGGAGCUGGAUAUCUCCAAUUCCAAAAUCAGGUACGAGUCCGGGGACCACGUGGCCGUGUACCCUGCCAACGACUCCUCUCUGGUGAACCAGAUCGGUGAGAUCCUGGGCACGGACCUGGACACUGUCAUGUCCCUAAACAACCUGGAUGAGGAAUCCAACAAGAAGCAUCCCUUCCCCUGCCCCACGUCCUACCGAACAGCCCUGACCUACUACCUGGACAUCACCAACCCUCCCCGCACCAACGUGCUGUACGAGCUGGCCCAGUACGCCACGGACACCGAGGAGCAGGAGCGCCUCCGGAAAAUGGCCUCGUCCGCUGCCGAGGGCAAGGCCCUGUACCUCAGCUGGGUGGUGGAGGCCCGCAGGAACAUCCUGGCCAUCCUGCAGGACAUGCCCUCGCUGCGCCCCCCCAUCGACCACCUGUGCGAGCUCCUGCCCCGCCUGCAGGCCCGCUACUACUCCAUCGCCUCCUCCUCCAAGGUUCAUCCCAAUUCCAUCCACAUCUGUGCCGUGACGGUGGAGUACGAGACCAAGACGGGCCGCCUGAACAAAGGGGUGGCCACCAACUGGCUCAAGAACAAGGUGCCUGACCAGAACGGGAGCAACUCCCUGGUGCCCAUGUACGUGCGGAAGUCGCAGUUCCGGCUGCCCUUCAAGCCCAGCACCCCCGUGAUCAUGAUCGGGCCGGGCACUGGCGUCGCCCCCUUCAUCGGCUUCAUCCAGGAGCGGGCCUGGCUGAAGCAGCAAGGCAAAGAGGUGGGUGAGACAGUGCUUUACUACGGCUGCCGGCGCGAGCGAGAGGACUACCUGUACCGGGAGGAGCUGGCCCGCUUCCAGAAGGAGGGAGUCCUCACCCAGCUCAAUGUGGCCUUCUCCAGGGACCAGGCUGAGAAGGUUUAUGUCCAGCACUUAUUGAAAAAGAACAAGGAAAACAUCUGGAAGCUGGUUAAUGAGGGGAUGGCUCAUAUCUACGUGUGUGGCGAUGCCCGGAACAUGGCCCGGGACGUGCAGAACACCUUCUACGAGAUUGUGUCCGAGUUCGGGAACAUGAGCCAGGCCCAGGCCGUGGACUAUGUAAAGAAACUGAUGACGAAGGGCCGGUACUCUCUGGAUGUCUGGAGCUAAAAGCGGGGCUGGUGGGGCUGGGGAGAGAAUGGGUCCCCAGGCGAGGGCCCACGGGAGGUGCAAAGUGCCUGCUCGCCCACGGCUGCUGUGGGUGAGGGUGUCAGCCCCGCCCCACAG
Manacus vitellinus (golden-collared manakin) is the source of this 2410-nucleotide messenger RNA. RefSeq names its product NADPH--cytochrome P450 reductase. Gene Ontology annotation, cellular component: cytosol. Gene Ontology annotation, biological process: response to hormone. The coding region runs from base 392 to 2293 and encodes 633 amino acids. The record is from RefSeq and is a predicted model, not a curated record. Lineage: Eukaryota; Metazoa; Chordata; Aves; Passeriformes; Pipridae. The transcript has 16 exons. Gene Ontology annotation, molecular function: NADPH-hemoprotein reductase activity; flavin adenine dinucleotide binding; FMN binding.